Messenger RNA from Salvelinus fontinalis (brook trout), 2204 nucleotides. Its product is annotated as endonuclease domain-containing 1 protein-like. Lineage: Eukaryota; Metazoa; Chordata; Actinopteri; Salmoniformes; Salmonidae. Gene Ontology annotation, molecular function: hydrolase activity; nucleic acid binding; metal ion binding. The record is from RefSeq and is a predicted model, not a curated record. The transcript has 4 exons. The coding region runs from base 430 to 1386 and encodes 318 amino acids.
GGAUGUCAACCGCCGUUAAACUCCAUCGAAGAAGAAGACACUUUCCCUUCAUCGGAUCAUUGUUUAAAUCACAAGGAGAGUUACAGAGUAUGAACCCAUGGACGUACAGGUACCUCCAGCGCUCCCUCCUGCCUCACGUUCGGCCCCUGUCCCUGGUGAUCUACCCCAGGCCCCCUUGUAUCCACCCCAGGCUUCUGAACUUGCCCCAGUGGGGUGAAGACCAGAAGAGGGUGAUGUCCUUCCUGCCUCUCUCUCUCUCUCCCUUAAAUGCAGCUGGUGAUUCCAGAGAGCCGGCGGGCAUCUCUCAACAAGAAGCAGCAGUGGAUUGACCGGAUGCUGUUUACCAGGAGCCUCCUACAGAGCUCACAGUUCAUCACUGUCCCUGGUGGGGUGAAGACCAGAAGAGGGUGAUGUCCUUCCUGUCUCAGAAUGUGCUGGGUGAAGAAGUUCAGUGAUGUUCCACAGUGCCAGAAGUUCUUCCUGGAGGAGACAACUCCAAAUCUCCCAGGUAUUUUGGUUGGUGGGAAAGUCCAGGACCAGAACCGCUACAAGCCGAUCUGCCAGUUGUUCAACAACAUCUACAGGUUUGCAACUCUCUACGACACGACCAACAGGAUCCCUGUGUUCUCAGCCUACACCUUCACUGGUCCUCCUACAGACCCCAGACCAAAUCAACCCUGGAUGAUAGAGCCCCAGCUCAACGGGGUAAACAACAGCCCUGAAAUGAAGAUGAUGGGAGAACACUAUCAACACCAGGCUGGGAACUACGACUAUAGUAACUCAAUACAAAAUAAAGGGGUGAACAGAGGUCACCUCUUCCCAAAUUCACAUGCUCAUGACCUUGAUACUCAGAAGUCCACCUUUACCCUGACCAACAUCGUUCCCCAGGUGGUGUCCUUCAACGAUGGCAGCUGGAAGGAAAUGGAGAGAAAUGUCAGAGAAAAGCUGAUGACGGACUGUUUUAGUAACAACAGGAAGAUAAAGGCCUAUGUGGUGACUGGAGCGGUGCCCAGUAAGAGCAACACAAUGAAGAACGCAUUGAACAACACACUGAAGAACGCACUGAACGACCGAGUGAACAUCCCAGAUCUCAUGUGGACAGCCUACUGCUGUUUGAACAAGAAGAAAAAGUGGAUGGCCGAAGCACACUGGGGGUGGAACAAGAAGGUAAAGAGGAAAACAUUGAAACCAGAAACCUUGGGAGCACUCGAAAAGAUGUUGAACCAAUUUCACCAUGGUGGUCGUGUCCAGGUGUUCCCCAAGGAUUGUCCAAGAGGUCCUAAACCGACCAUUACCUCUAACCCACCCAGUUGGAAGAAUUCUCUUCAAAUCAUUUCUUCCACAGUCAGGAAUCUUUACAAUUCCAUGAUGAAUAGAAUUGGAUGAUCAAGGUACAGAUGCUCAGACUAUAUCAACAAACUAUCAACUAAACUCUGUUGAAAUGAUGUUGAUAUGCAACCACUUGUUACGGUUAGAGUAAUGAUUAUAGUGGUUAUAGGGGGUAAUACGGGUAAUAGGGGUUAUAAGGGUUAUAGUGGUAAUAAGGGUUAUAGUGGUAAUAAGGGUUAUAGGGGUUAUAGUGGUAAUAAGGGUUAUAGUGGUUAUAGUGGUAAUAAGGGUUAUAAGGGUUAUAAGGGUUAUAGGGGUAAUAAGGGUUAUAGUGGUAAUAAGGGUUAUAGUGGUAAUAAGGGUUAUAGUGGUAAUAAGGGUUAUGGUGGUAAUGCGGGUUAUAGGGGUAAUAAGGGUUAUAGGGGUAAUAAGGGUUAUAGUGGUUAUAAGGGUUAUAGUGGUUAUAAGGGUUAUAGUGGUUAUAGUGGUUAUAGGGGGUUAUAAGGGUUAUAGGGGUAAUAAGGGUUAUAGGGGUAAUAAGGGUUAUAGUGGUAAUAAGGGUAAUAGGGGUUAUAAGGGUUAUAGUGGUAAUAAGGGUUAUAGGGGGUAAUAAGGGUUAUAGUGGUUAUAAGGGUUAUAGUGGUUAUAAGGGUUAUAGUGGUUAUAGUGGUUAUAAGGGUUAUAGUGGUUAUAGUGGUUAUAGGGGGUUAUAAGGGUUAUAGUGGUAAUAAGGGUUAUAGGGGUAAUAAGGGUUAUAGUGGUAAUAAGGGUAAUAGGGGUAAUAAGGGUUAUAGUGGUAAUAAGGGUUAUAGGGGGUAAUAAGGGUUAUAGUGGUAAUAAGGGUUAUAGGGGUAAUAAGGGUUAUAGUGGUAAUA